Megachile rotundata (alfalfa leafcutting bee) is the source of this 816-nucleotide messenger RNA. RefSeq names its product protein THEM6-like. Lineage: Eukaryota; Metazoa; Arthropoda; Insecta; Hymenoptera; Megachilidae. The record is from RefSeq and is a predicted model, not a curated record.
GGUCAUUUUAAGCUGAUGUUACUUAUUUUUUGUACCUUUCGAUUUGCAUACGUAUUGAACAUUGCUACUUACGUUUAUUCCAGUGAUAUCCGCUGAACCAUGGUGUACAUUUAUCUCGUACUUCUUGCUCUUUAUGUGUUACUCGAUGUGAACUAUUUUAUUCGAACCUUAUUCUCUAUCUACGUGCUGCACUAUCUGCGGGGGAGGCUGAAGGUCCUCGAUGAAUCCAACUCCUACGGAAUAUGCACCCCGCAGGAUAUGGAUAGAAACGGUUGCAUGAACAAUGCGAGAUAUCUUCGAGAAUUGGAUUUUGCGCGGUUUCUUCAUUCUAGUAGAAAUGGACUCUUUUGGGCAGUUAUCAAAAAGGGUACAACCGUAGUAGGAGCUUCCGUGAGCCAUUACUAUCAUGGCAUUCCUGUUUUUACGCCCUACAGAAUUGUCACUAAGGCGCUGUACUGGGAAGAGAAAUACAUAUAUAUGCAUCAAAAGUGCAUCACUCUACACGACAAUCUUGUUCGCGCUGAAUCUGUCACCAAGCAAGUUUUGAUAGGACCGGAGAUAAACAUGAUCAAAAUCGUUACGGAUCUGGAGCCGAACACUCAUUCUCCUGACCUAUCGGAGGAUCUGAAAUUGUGGAUCGAAUCCUUGGAAGAAACAUCGAAAAAGUUUAGAAAGAACUAUUGAAGUGUUAUGUGAGUGAUUUUAUUGAGUUUGUUUUGUUUAAAAUCUGGGAUGAUGCGGAAAUGUAUAUCAUAAAAUACUGUCACAAGGAAAAAUGUAUUUUUAAAUUAAUGUAUUGAUUCCAAGAAAUCUUAA